GUCAUAAAUGAACAAUUAGGAAUAAGAAAGAAAAAAAUUAAAUUUACUAUUGGUAUGAUCGUAAGACACUCAUCAAGAUUGUCUCGGCCUUCGUGUAAUGUUGAUAAUCACAAUGGUGUGAUAAUUGGUUGGCAUUACAAAUGUAAAGCUACAUUUGUACAUGAGAAUUUGAAUACUUUAGUUCCGCAACUGAGCGAAUGCUAUGAAAAUCAGCACAUUCUGCAUUCAUGUAGAUAUGAAACUUGCGAAUCGGACAAGUCGAUAUUUAUCCGUCAACCGCACUAUAUAAUUCUUACGAAUAAAAAUAAGAUAUGUUAUAUACCACAAGGUGAGGUAUCAAAACGUUCAUCAAAAUGGAUCAAUAAUGUAGAGGUAGGACGAUAUUUUUCUGCAUUUGAUACGCAUUAUGUACCAAAUGAAAAUUUGGCAAGGAAUUAUCCUACUGAUAUCGCUGUUAUGCACGAAAUAUUGUCUAAUCAGUAGUGUAUAUAAUAAUCC
Molecule: messenger RNA, 498 nt
Organism: Camponotus floridanus (Florida carpenter ant)
Lineage: Eukaryota; Metazoa; Arthropoda; Insecta; Hymenoptera; Formicidae
Exons: 2
Coding region: 55-483 (142 amino acids)
Molecular function (GO): DNA binding
Source: RefSeq, a predicted model, not a curated record